Messenger RNA from Perognathus longimembris pacificus (Pacific pocket mouse), 3120 nucleotides. RefSeq names its product torsin-1A-interacting protein 2-like. Gene Ontology annotation, cellular component: membrane; endoplasmic reticulum. Gene Ontology annotation, molecular function: ATPase activator activity. Gene Ontology annotation, biological process: endoplasmic reticulum organization; membrane organization. Bases 348 to 1763 code for a protein of 471 amino acids. The transcript is spliced from 6 exons. NCBI's taxonomy places the organism in Eukaryota, Metazoa, Chordata, Mammalia, Rodentia, Heteromyidae. The record is from RefSeq and is a predicted model, not a curated record.
CAGCCACUACUCUGUGACUGGAUCCAGAUUAAGGUUCUUCCAAGACAGACUUCAUUGGAUCCACAUUCAAGAGGACUACUGAUUUUUCACAACCUCCUUACAACACUGUCAAAGUGCCAAGGCCUUAAGACUUGGGUCUCCCUCAGGUCUCCAUCCUCUUCCUUCUUUUCCCUGGUUGCCUUGGCCAAUUGGAAGUUUUCAGGAAAGAUGGUCCCUAUGUUCAUGACGUGUUUCUUGGGUUCAUGGUAAGCAUGAGUCUGUUGGAACUUGACAGAAGAAAAAACAAGACAUCUUCAUAAAGAAACCAGGCACUAGAAAAGUGUGGCAAACACUGAAGAGAUAGAAACAUGACCGAUAGUGGACUUAGGGACCCUCCAGAGGACUCUCAAAAGGAUUUGGAAAAGGAUUCAUCAGUAAAUUCUCAGGCACAGGAGAUCACAGUCACAUCAAGUAAUAUUGAAGAUCAGAUUCCAUAUCUGGUCUCUAAUUUUAACAAAGACUACCAAGAAGUUGAGGACUUAAAAGGUCAAGAAAGUGCAGAUGCAGAUACAGGUGAUAAACCAGCAAGCCCAGAUGAAACCAAUUUUAGGAAACAGUCAGAGGAUAAAACAGAUCAUGAGAACAACCCAAGUUUUCAAGAUGGAAAACAAGAGGAUCACCUCCCUUCAAAAAGUCUAAGUGAAGAACACUCGGAUCUAGAUCCUAGCCAUUCUCUAGGAGAUGAGGUAGGAAGAGUGGAUCUGCCCUCAAGAAGCAGCUCUGAAGACCCACCUGUGGAAGCAAGUGGCAGAAUUGGAGCUUCUCAGGAGCCACCUGCAGCAGGUUCCUUGGGGGCCCAGAGUCUUGGUCCUUUCAGUGUAGGACCAGAAAGCCAGAAUUUACUAAGGAAGCGACUACCUGUGUCAGAGAUUGGAAGUCAGGAAGAAGAAAUACAAACAGCAGAAGAAAAUCAGAAGAUUACAGCGGAUACCAUAAGAAAGAUUGAUAAAAAGAGUUUGUGGAACUAUGGUCCCUUAUUUUUUGCCUGCAUCAUUGUGGCGUUGGUGCUAACUUCUGUUAAUAGCUACUAUUCUUCUCCAGCCCAAGUGCCCAAAAAUCCAGCUUUAGAGGCCUUCUUGGCUCAGUUUGGCCAAUUGAAAGAUAAAUUUCCAGGCCAGAGUUCCUUCCUGUGGCAGCGAGGACGUAAGUUCCUCCAGAAGCACCUCAAUGCUUCAAAUCCCACUGAGCCAGCAACCAUCAUAUUUACAGCAGCUCAAGAGGGAAGAGAGACCCUGAAGUGCCUAAGCCACCAUGUUGCUGAUGCCUACACCUCUUCCCAGAAAGUCUCUGCCAUUAUGAUUAAUGGGGCUGAGAGAGCCUUGCAAGACAGUGACACCGUCAAGCUGUGGGUCGAUUUGGAGCUGAGCAAUGGAUUUGAGAAUGGCCAGAAGGCUGCUGUGGUGCACCACUUUGAGUCCCUUCCUGCAGGCUCCACUUUGAUCUUCUACAAGUAUUGUGACCAUGAGAAUGCUGCCUUUAAAGAUGUAGCCCUUGUCCUCACUGUGCUACUGGAGGAGGACACAUUAAAGGCAAAUGUAGGCCCAAGGGAAACAGAAGAAAAAGUGAGGGAUUUACUCUGGGCCAAGUUUACCAACUCUGCCACUCCCAGCUCCUUCAACCACAUGGACUCAGACAAAUUGAGUGGGCUGUGGAGCCGUAUUUCACACCUGGUACUGCCCGUCCAGCCUGUGAAGAACAUAGAAGAACAUGGAUGCCUUCUAUAAAGCUAAGCACAGACUUAAUCACAGAAGAAAGACAGCCUGGGAUUUUGAAACAGCCCCUUAAACGAUCUUCCAUUUCUGUGGCAGGAGGUUGAUAAAUGUGAGGGAAUAGCCUGAAAAGCAUUUGUGAGCUUACUUUAGAAAAGACGCUGUCAUUUUUCUAUCAUAAUCUUCAAUGAGGCUAAAAAUUGACCAAACCUUUUCUUAUCUUGGCCUUUUCAAGUGAAUCAGAUUUAAAACAUAGCAAUAGUAUAUAACACUGAGGAAAAAUGUAAAAAUCCCCAAACACAACAGCAUUAUUGCACAGGAAGAUAUACUUCUACAGAAUCAUUUUUGUUUUCUUCAGUGUCACUCUCAAGAGCCUUUUGAAUAACAUGGACUUGGACUAAAUUAGUUAGGAAGCUGUGAUAAUUUUUAGGAAUUUUUUCUAGCAUGUUAAAUAUUUUUAAAAAUUGCUCUUAUAACCUAAUUGUAGUUUUAUAUCUUGUACUAGUUUUCACUUUUUAGUAUGGAAAAAGGAAAUAGGAAAUUCAACACAUUAGAUCCUUGUCUAAAUACUAUGCUUUUAUUCCAUUAAUGAACUGAGGUAAAGACAGCUAUAUUAAAAAAUGUUCUUAAAUAUUGGAAUCAUUGAGAAAUUGUAAUGAUUGGAAAAGAAACCCCAGUUGUGUGGAUCUUUACUUAAGCUUUCUUGAUUAUUAUUAGUUUUGAAACUCUGCCAUCGUCUUCCCUGUGUAUUGGAGGGGUUUGCUUUUCAGUUUUUAUAUUGGGGUUCUCUGUAAGAUUUCAUGCAACAGAGUUUUUCACUAAUAAUGAUUAAGUUUGAAAACCAUUGAUUAAUGAAAAAAUAUCAGGAAAUCUUUUUACUAAAAGCAAUAUUGAAACUUAUGAAUAGGAAGAUAAAAUUAGUUUAGUUUAUAGAAAGAUUUAGGCAUGCACAUGAACAACAGAAUGUAUAAGCUAGCAUUUGUGAGCUUUGUGUCUGAUGCUUUUGUUCAUUUCUGUUAAUCAUCAUUUCUUUCAUCCCUAGAUGAAAUUUAUAAUUGUUUAGGACAAGAGUUUGAAUGUCAUUUCAGACAAAAUUUCCAUAAUAAUUUAAUAGUAACUUUUAUAAGGACACAUUGGCAUAACUUUACCAAAUAGCUUAUUUGUUAUGCUGUGAUAGAACACUAUAUAAUGCAGAUCAUUUCUUGACAACCAAGUAUCUCGUAACUCUUAGUGAGAUAAAACAGAAGCAGUCCAUUCUCUGAGCCUAAUGGCCAGGAUCAAUUGUUGGACCAUGGUCCAUGAUAGUGAGAGAAAUUGGAAACAGUAGCUGUUGAUUAGUAUUUGAGUUCUGAAAGCAGAACUCCAGUAAAAU